Molecule: messenger RNA, 1085 nt
Organism: Oncorhynchus gorbuscha (pink salmon)
Lineage: Eukaryota; Metazoa; Chordata; Actinopteri; Salmoniformes; Salmonidae
Product: Kv channel-interacting protein 2-like
Exons: 8
Coding region: 168-845 (225 amino acids)
Biological process (GO): regulation of potassium ion transmembrane transport
Cellular component (GO): voltage-gated potassium channel complex
Molecular function (GO): potassium channel regulator activity; calcium ion binding
Source: RefSeq, a predicted model, not a curated record
GAAGGUGGAGAGAGAGAGAGAGAAGAGCAGCAAGCAGCUACUCUUUACACACCCUUUCCUUUUUCUUCCUUCUUUCUCUCUUUUCACUGUUUUUCUGCCUUGUCGAAUCCCCCAACACUCGCCAUUAUCCCCACCUUGUGACUAUCACUAGCCACUACAGAGUCAAGAUGAGCCAUUGCAGGAAGAGAUGCAAGAGACAGCUGACCAAAGUGUUUCGCUUUUUCUACCGCUUCCUCACAGGGACACUCGAGAAAGACAGCGUAGAGGAUGACUUUGAGUUGUCCACUGUGUGCCAUCGACCAGAGGGGCUGGACAAACUACAGGAGCAGACCAAGUUCAACAAGAAGGAACUACAAGUUCUCUACAGGGGAUUCAAGAACGAGUGUCCGAGUGGAGUGGUGAAUGAGGAGUCCUUUAAAACCAUCUACUCCACAUUCUUCCCCCAGGGAGAUUCGGGUGCGUAUGCACAUUUCUUGUUUGAGGCCUUUGACACUAACAAGAAUGGAUCGGUUAGUUUCGAGGAUUUUGUGUUUGGUCUGUCCAUCAUUCUGAGAGGAACGAUAAACGACCGGCUAAACUGGGCCUUCAACCUGUACGACCUGAACAAAGACGGCUGCAUCACCAAAGAGGAGAUGAUGGAUAUAAUGAAGUCUAUCUAUGAUAUGAUGGGGAAGUACACAUACCCCUGUAUGCAGGACGAGGCACCCAGGGAACACGUGGAGAGCUUUUUCCAGAAAAUGGAUCGUAAUAAUGAUGGUGUGGUCACUAUUGAUGAGUUCAUCGAGUCAUGCCAAAAGGAUGAGAACAUCAUGCAGUCCAUGCUGCUGUUCGACAACGUCAUCUAGGAGCCUCUGACAUAGAAAAGUGGCUGGAGGACAGGGGAGGUGUGUGUGUGUGAGUGUGCACCACAGGAGGUUGGUGGCACCUUAACUGGGCAGGAAUGGCUUGUGGUGAUGGUUGUAGCGGAAUAAGUGGAAUGGUAUCAAAUACAUCCAACACAUGGUUUCCAUGUGUUUGAUGCCAUUACUUAUGCUCCUUAGCGGCCAUUAUUAUGAGCCGUCCUCCCCUCAGCAGCCUCCACUGGC